This is a messenger RNA of Tachysurus vachellii, 2219 nucleotides long. RefSeq names its product POC1 centriolar protein A (gene poc1a). Gene Ontology annotation, biological process: cilium assembly. The coding region runs from base 399 to 1670 and encodes 423 amino acids. Gene Ontology annotation, cellular component: ciliary basal body; centriole. The record is from RefSeq and is a predicted model, not a curated record. The transcript is spliced from 11 exons. NCBI's taxonomy places the organism in Eukaryota, Metazoa, Chordata, Actinopteri, Siluriformes, Bagridae. Gene Ontology annotation, molecular function: protein binding.
UCUAUGUAGUGUAGAUAUCUGUGAUUAUACUCUAGGUGGCGCUGCUCGCUUCCAAUAAGUUAUAAACGAAGAAGAAGGACACUCCCGGUAUCCGUAUCGCGAAGUGGGCGGAGUUUGUUAAGCGGUUUAUUGCGCGCGGAAAAUGAACCGUUUGUUGUUGUUGAUGUUAGCGCCUUAGCAACGGAGCUAACUUAGCUUAGCUUAGCUUAGCUUAGCUUUAACUGUCUACACAAGUCAGUUCGUAUCAGUUCUAUAAUUUAAUUUUAAAGAUGUUUUAGUUUUUAUUGUAAAGAGUAACUAAUAACGUAGUUAGCUGGUGAGACGUUAUUAACGUUAAUAACCACUGGGUCAUAACAUCUGUCUUAUAGAGUUAUUACUGUUAAGAGCUUUCUGUGAAGAUGAGCUGCACAUUGGACGAUCCGUCACUGGACAAGAAGUUUAAAGGUCACAGAGACUCGAUCAGCAGCCUGGACUUCAGCUCCAACACCAAACAAAUAGCUACAGGCUCAUUGGACUCAUGUGUGAUGAUCUGGAACAUGAAGCCUCAUGCGAGAUCGUACCGGUUUGUUGGACAUAAAGACGGCGUGCUGUGUGUCCACUUCUCUCCAUCAGGACAGCUCCUCGCCUCGGCCUCACGCGACAGAACUGUACGCCUCUGGCUGCCCACCGUGAGCGGAGAGUCGAGUGUGUUUAAAGCUCACACAGGGACGGUGCGGAGCGUCAACUUCUGCAGUGAUGGACAGACUUUAGUCACUGCAUCAGAUGAUAAAACAGUGAAGGUUUGGACUGUACAUCGGCAGAGAUUCCUCUUCUCCUUUAACCGUCACAUCAACUGGGUCCGCUGUGCAAAGUUUUCUCCAGACGGGAGAUUAAUCGUCUCAGCGAGCGACGACAAAACGGUGAAGAUCUGGGACAAGAACAGCCGAGAGUGUGUUCACUCCUUCUGUGAGCACAGCGGCUAUGUGAAUUACGCUGAGUUUCACCCCAGUGGGACGUGCAUCGCUGCUGCCAGCACAGACAACACAGUUAAAGUGUGGGACAUUCGCACACAUAAACUGCUACAGCAUUACCAAGUCCACAGUGGACCAGUGAACUCUCUGUCCUUCCACCCAGCUGGGAAUCACCUGAUCACCGCCUCCACUGACUCCACACUGAAGAUCCUCGACCUGCUGGAGGGCCGACUGUUAUACACACUGCACGGACACCAGGGCUCAGCUUCCUGUGUAUCGUUUUCAAGAACAGGAGAUUACUUCGCCUCCGGAGGCUCGGACGAACAAGUGCUGGUGUGGAAGACCAACUUCAGCGCUGUAGGUUACGGUGACGUGAUGAAGAGGCAGCGGUCGGCUGAAGCUCCCGUACAGGCUCCAGAAGUCUCAGACGUGUCUCAAUGUGACUCUAGGCUGAACGCUCCCUCGUCUCACAGACAAGAAGCUAGCUGUGACUCCGCCCACACAGAGCCGAACCAAUCAAAUCACUCUGAUCUGUCUGUGUCAGACACACACCUUUCUCCUACACUCACCACAACACUGCAGCACAUCGUGGGUCAGCUUGACGUCCUCACACAGACGGUGUCCAUACUGGAACAGAGACUGACUUUGACGGAGGACAAACUAAAGGAAUGUGUGGAGAAUCAGCACAAAAUCAAUCUGCAGCUUCAGAACAGAACUUAGUCUGGUCUCUAAGAGCCCCCGUCUGGUCUCUAUCAGCCCCCGUCUGGUCUCUAUCAGCCCCCGUCUGGUCUCUAUCAGCCCCCGUCUGGUCUCUAACAGCCCCCGUCUGGUCUCUAACAGCCCCCGUCUGGUCUCUAUCAGCCCCCGUCUGGUCUCUAUCAGCCCCCGUCUGGUCUCUAUCAGCCCCCGUCUGGUCUCUAAGAGCCCCCGUCUGGUCUCUAAGAGCCCCCGUCUGGUCUCUAAGAGCCCCCGUCUGGUCUCUAUCAGCCCCCGUCUGGUCUCUAUCAGCCCCCGUAUGGUCUCUAUCAGCCCCCGUAUGGUCUCUAUCAGCCCCCGUCUGGUCUCUAAGAGCCCCCGUCUGGUCUCUAACAGCCCCCGUCUGGUCUCUAUCAGCCCCCGUAUGAUCUCUAUCAGCCCCCGUCUGGUCUCUUAUCAGCCCCCGUCUGGUCUCUAAAAUUCCCUGGUGUUUUCAGACAGUUAUCUUUUAGCACUGAGUUGUUUGUGUGUUGAUUGUAGCAGCAGUGACCUUUCUGCCAGUUGUAUGUCUUC